CUUCACUCUCAUUCCCCGGCUACCACAAGACCCAAGUUUAUCCAGCUACCUACACGUCAUGGACGUUAAUUUCAUUGUGGACUCUUGCAAUGAGGCUCUCAGAGAUGCUUGGAAGGUCCGAGUUCAGAAGAUGAGCAAUACCAACAGCUUCACCCAAUGGCUAUCUAGCAUUCACCCCCAACAACUACCUUGCAGCGUCGAACUGAACAAAUACAACUAUCCCUAUUGGAGAAAUGGCUCCUUCAACGCCUGCCUGAAGGUGACCUUCAGCAACGGCAAGGCCUUCAUAAUUCGCCUCCCGAUGCCAGGGAAAACCCGCGACAGACAUCUCGACGAGAAGAUUGGCGCUGAAGUGGCGGCAAUCUCGAUUAUCCGCCAGAGGACCGACGUCCCAGUCCCCGAGGUCCUCGCUUGGGGUCCCGCUAGCGAUAACCGUCUGGGCUUGGGACCAUUUAUGCUGGUCGAAUACGUCGAAGGGCUUCCUCUGCAGAGCCUUCUCCUCGAUCCCAGGAUCGGUAUCAUGAAGGCCGAUGUUGACAAGACGCUCCUCCGAGGCAUGUUCCGGCAAAUGAUCAACGUUCAGCUUAAACUAUAUAGCGUCGACCUUAAUUUUAUCGGAAGUCUGGACCUGCAACCCCAGGCAAGAGUUAAUGUUGGCUCUGGGAGCCCACCCUUGACCUUCAAGGCGACCGGAAUGGGACAGCUCGGAGGAAUCGACGGACUUGGCCACCGAUCCCAAAGAUUCGGAUCAGCUUACGAAUACCUUUCCUACCUCCUUGAACAGAGCUGGCAGCAAAUCAUGAUGCAGCCGAACGCCGCUCGGAACGAGACAGAGGCAAGCGCCCUAUUUCGAGCAUUCACGGUCCUUCGGUCGCGGCUCGGCGACUUUGUCCAUCCGACCUACAAUCAAGGGAGAGCAAAGCUAGUCUGCGAUGAUCUAAGCAUGAAGAAUGUUAUACUUAAGCCCGUAGACGAUCCCGACUUUCCCGCCUUCGCGGGCCUUAUCGACCUUGAGUUCACUUAUGCCGCACCCGCCCAGCUGGCUGCCACGAUUCCCUGGUGGCUUCUCGAGGAUCGUCCGACUAACGAGUCGUGGGACUGCGAUAAGGGCGAGCCGCAAGACCUCUGGGAGAGAUUGGUGGAGCAUAAAGAAAUGUACAUGGCUACCUUAGCUGAGGUAGUAGCUGAGAGGGCGCAGUUAGGACACGGGGCAAGUGAUAGGGAAUUCGUCGAGCUGGCCGAAUGGUCGUGGGACUCAGGCGCCUGCUGGGUCCACAUGAUCCUCACGGUCAACGGCCCCGGCUGGGCCAGCUUUCCGCUAAUCCAGGUUAGAAAGAUAUACCGCGGACAGUGGGAAGUAGAAGAAGCGGCCGUUCCUCAAGGGCAGGUCGAUGAGUUUGUCGCGGCGAAGAUGGCUAGCUUGCAGCAGUAUCGUGCUAAAGCUGAUUGGAUGAGGGCCGCGAAGGCGGAAAUGAAAGAGGGAAGGAUGACGCUGGACCAGUUCACGUCCUUAGCAAGCCAAUUACAUCCUUAGUGGUAGGGCGGCUAUUGCUGUUGUGUUACAUUUGUAACUCUUCGUUGCUGCUAGAAGCGCGGUUGAGACGGCGCUUCGACAGGCUUGAUCGGCGUCGUUCGCGGCUAUUUCGUUGCAAUAGAGGACUGUAGGAGGAGAACCAGAUGUAAUCUACAAGCGCC
Trematosphaeria pertusa is the source of this 1695-nucleotide messenger RNA. RefSeq lists its product as uncharacterized. Bases 59 to 1534 code for a protein of 491 amino acids. The transcript has 2 exons. The record is from RefSeq and is a predicted model, not a curated record. NCBI's taxonomy places the organism in Eukaryota, Fungi, Ascomycota, Dothideomycetes, Pleosporales, Trematosphaeriaceae.